Messenger RNA from Echinops telfairi (small Madagascar hedgehog), 2433 nucleotides. It is a transcript of the gene SRD5A1, whose product is annotated as steroid 5 alpha-reductase 1. Gene Ontology annotation, biological process: steroid biosynthetic process. The coding region runs from base 13 to 669 and encodes 218 amino acids. Lineage: Eukaryota; Metazoa; Chordata; Mammalia; Afrosoricida; Tenrecidae. The transcript is spliced from 4 exons. Gene Ontology annotation, molecular function: 3-oxo-5-alpha-steroid 4-dehydrogenase activity. The record is from RefSeq and is a predicted model, not a curated record.
UGGUUCUCAGCUAUGCAGCUCGGCGAGCCGCAACUGCUGGACGCGCUGGGCGUCCUGCUGGGCGUCUCUGCCUGCUUUACCUUCGUGAUACUGCAGAAGUUGGAAACAUCUUAUGGCCGCUACUGGUCACCGAGAAUCCGCUGGUGGCUGCCCGCGCGGCUAGCCUGGGGGCUGCAGGAGAUGCCCUCGCUGCUGCUGCCGCUGCUAGAGUGGGUCCGGUUCGGAGACCAGCUGCGCCCGCCCAACGCCCUGCUGAUGGCCAUGUUCACCAUCCACUACACGCAACGGACCCUGAUUUUCCCCCUGCUGAUCCGAGGCGGCAAGCCCACGCCGCUGUCCACCUUCCUGAUGGCUUUCCUGUUCUGCACCCACAACGGCUACCUGCAGAGCAGGUACCUGAGCCUCACCAAGUAUCCUGACCACUGGACCACCCAGCCCCACUUUCUGGCAGGAGGCCUGUUUGAGUACGUGACCGCAGCCAACUACUUUGGUGAGAUCGUGGAGUGGCUGGGCUUUGCGCUGGCCGGCUGGUCCAUCCAGAGCAGUGCCUUCGCCCUCUUCACCUUCUGCAAUCUAUUCCGCAGAGCUGAGCAUCACCACCGGUGGUACCUCAAGAAGUUCAAAGAUUACCCGAAGUCCAGGAAGAUCAUAUUUCCAUAUAUCUAUUAAGCGCCUUGCCGAGAACCUUCAGGGUCCUUCAGCGAGCUGGAAGGACCCCUGUGUGGGAGCCGUGCUAAGUGAAUGUAACCCCUGUGAUUCCUCUCUUCCCAGAUUUGUCUAGGGAUCCCCUCUCCCAUGGUGGCGGCCAGCCCUGGUGACUCAUGCAGCUUAUUUCUCAGAUUGUGAUCUCCUCCCCACCUCAUGUGGCUGGGGUGGGAUGGGGGUAGCUUAGGGUUCCCGAGAGCCACGUUCAUGAGCCCUUUGGGCAGUCUCGUGAUUUAUAAGGUCGGCACCUGGACACCACCAGCCACUCCCCGGGAGAAGGCCGGGGCUGCCUGUUCCAGUAAAGAUGUGCAGCCUGGGGACCCACGGGGCAGUUCUACUCUGCCCUACAGGGGUGCUGUGCAUCGUAAUCAGCUGUAAAGGCCAGCGUCAUGGCUGUUCCCAGCAGCCCUCCCCCCAGGGGUGUGGGUGACCACCACCACCACCUCUCAGGGCUCGGAGGGAGCUGUGCUGUUCCGGGGCAGGCCCGCGGGGGACACAGCCCAGUGAGGGGCCUGAUUCUAAGAAGCGCUGUCCACGUGCACAGGACUUGACUGUGAACAGGCAGGCUGCCCCUGACGGCAGACUCGCAUCUGACCUCAUCUCCCUGACCCGCUGGGUCAUCUCCCUGACCCGCUGGGUCAUCCCCCUCCAGUCUGCAUCCCAUGAGGACUGACUGUGUGCUGCACCGUUGGUGUUUUCUGUGUCCCUUCCUGGUGCAAAGAGGCCUGGAAACGCGCUUUCACGCCCUGGGCUCUCUUGAAGGACCCUGGCAGGAACAUAGGUCUGAGUGCUGCCAGCACAUGGACAUGGCAUCCUGGCACGUCCCAGGGGCCCACAGAAGAGAUGCCUCCCCCAAGCCGACUGCACACGGGGCUCCCAGGUGGCAGCCCCUGUUCCUCCUGCAUCUCCUCUGCAGACGUCGGUGCUGGAGGGGACAUGCAGGUGAGAGGCUGCCUCUACUCCCUGGCCCAACGUGCCCACGCCACCCUCCAUCCAGAGCCCAGAGGAGGUUGGGUGCCUCCAAGCCAGGAGCUCGCUCCUCCCCCAGGCCCGAGUCCAUCUGCGGUGUCCUGGAUGCCUUUCUCCCCUGACCAGAAACACUGGGCAGGACAGAAGCACCGGCCAUCGGCUGAGUGACAGCAGUGACAGCGUGUGUCCUGACUCAUGGAGACCCCGAGAGGUGGAGAACGCCCACCAGGGGGAGCAGUUCCUCUUUGCCCUGCGGGGUCUUGAUGAGCCAGAGGCCACGUAGUGGCACACAGCAACAACAAGGGCUGUGGGUGUUAGACUCCUGGGGUGGCCAAACCCACAGGCUUGUCUGCUGGCAUCGCAGCACUAAACAGGUGCCGGCCAGGCGUCCUUUCUGUCCAGACCAUUGCUUGGACCCCUACAACCAGACUCCUGGUCACCCCUGCCUUCCUCAGGGACACGCAGGAACUGGAGCAAACCUGGGAGGGUGUGGGUGCUGUGUGCCCAGACACCCAAAGAAGCUCCUUCACUGUGAAUUCCGGGCAGGGCCUGUGGCCCAGCUGCACAAAAACCUGGGUUGAUCAGAGAUGAAACUCAGGGUGCAGUACCACCUGAUUGUUGUGUCCCGCCAGCUAGUGGAGAAGGGUGCUGCUCUGCCCUGCACCCCACUCCCCAGAAACCAGCUCCCCGAAUUGCCUUGGAUCAAUGUGUAAAUCAGCAUAAUGCAGAGAUGAAUAAAAUGAAUGGUGGAGAAAUGAA